Asparagus officinalis (garden asparagus) is the source of this 1018-nucleotide messenger RNA. RefSeq lists its product as uncharacterized. The record is from RefSeq and is a predicted model, not a curated record. The coding region runs from base 1 to 669 and encodes 222 amino acids. NCBI's taxonomy places the organism in Eukaryota, Viridiplantae, Streptophyta, Magnoliopsida, Asparagales, Asparagaceae. The transcript is spliced from 4 exons.
AUGCGGAAAUUGUGGAAUGCUCGAGUCGAUAUCUCUCUGAGCUCCUCAUCCAUCGGCAUCGAUCCCGACCCCAAUCCCUCCUCCGCCUCCUCAACUGCCUCUCGAACCCAGAGCAUCCGACGCCGCCUCCGACACCGCCUCCGCCACGGCAUCGCCUCUUCCGCUGAAGUCACUGCCUCCGCCCAGCAUCGCCUUUCUCUUCAACGACCGAGUCAUCGACUCUCCUUCGAUCGAGUUACUUUAGCUUAUUGUUGUACUUCACAAGUGCAGUACAGUGAUCUGGCUGAAGUUGAUCGUGCAUCAAUUCUCGAAAAGUUUCGUCAAUCGACUUCAGAGUGGAGUCAGAACAUCAAUGUUCUUCCUGGGGAUUGCACUGAAUCUGGAAAUGGAGACCACAAUUGCGCUAUGAUAGUUGUAACAGAUGCCUGUUUGCCUUCUGUUGUUCCUGGAGAAGCACCUGUUUCUGCUCACAUUCUAAUAAACUAUGAGCUUCCAACAAAGAAGGUCUUUUUCGAUCUUCUACAUUCAUUUCCCUAUAUGCGCUCAUUUCUUCUACAUAAGAAUGGGGAAAAUGGAAGGAUAGUAAUUGUGGUGGAUUGCAGAUGGAAAUGUCAUCAACAUGGUUGUUGGAGGCGAAGUGGUGACCCUCGAAGGAAUCGAGGAGAGUAGUGGCAUUGUCAUUGCUGAGAUGCUCAUUUUUGUAGUUAUUUGUGUUCAAGUCAUUUUUGUAGUUAUUUUUUGAUUCUUUAUAUAUCAAUGGGUCCUAAAUUUAUUUGAUUAUCUUUUUUUUUUUGCAAGGUGACUUUGUGGAAGCUACUGAGCAUUGUAUCGCAAUCUAUUAGUGCUGAUUAUACUACUUGUUUUAACUUUUUUUUAGACAUAUGACUUGCAAAUGUAUUGCAAUCUAUUAGUACUAUGAUAGCAUCUUUUGUAUUCGGAAGCAAAGUUAGUUGAAGUUGUUUAUGAACUUAAAUCAAGCAACGGUAAUGCAAAGUUUGUGUCUAUGUGAUUUGUAUCA